Messenger RNA from Seminavis robusta, 1903 nucleotides. The record is from the annotation of a GenBank genome assembly. Lineage: Eukaryota; Bacillariophyta; Bacillariophyceae; Naviculales; Naviculaceae.
UCACUUGGUUGACAAUAAAAGCUGACGGAACAGGAAUCGCGGUUGGCUCUGUUUGCUUUAUCUUUGGCUUGAAUGUCCCUUCCACCACCUGCCAGCCGUGAGCACCCUUAUCAAAACGAGUGCAUAGGGAGUCCAUCGGGCUGUCCUUCAGCAAACCUCGGUGAAGAAAGAGGUUGCUUGUCAGGCAAUACCAACGAAAAGCUUCAGUAUAAUAUUAAAAGCCACAACCCCCAAAGCAAGUGACAAGGACAAUGAGCAAGAAAAAGGCCGAUGAAGCUAGCAAGGUGCAACAUUCCUACCAUGAUCAUGCCAACGACGAAGAGGAGGAGAGUAAUCUUCAGAGCCACCUUGUGGAGAUGUCUCUCUACAGACCUGCCGACCAAAAUUUCCCAGCGCGCCUUCAUAGAUUGCUGACCAAUGCGGAGAAGGAGGGUAUCUCACACAUCAUUUCAUGGCAACCACAUGGCAGGUGUUUCCUGGUCCAUAACAAAGAGCUAUUUGAGCAGCAAGUCAUGCCAAGGUGGUUUCAGCAAUCCAGUAACUCCUCUUUUUUGCGUCAGCUUAAUCUCUAUGGAUUCAUGCGGCUGCACAAAGGCCCUGACAAAGGAGGCUACUACCAUGAACUCUUCCUAAGACGGAAGCCUACGCUCUGCCGCAAGAUAGAAAGGACCAGAAUCAAGGGGAGAGGGGCAAGGAAGGCAGUGUCCCACGAAUCUGAGCCCAACUUUUACCAAAUGACGGCCUUGCCUCCUGACGAGCCCGGUAGCGGCGUUGCCAGUGCAGCGCCCGCAGCCGCCCAGAUGCUGGCAGGUCAGGGCGCCGUGAACGUGUAUCCUCAAGUGGCAUCACUGCCGAUACAACCCAGAGUUGGCCAGCCUCAGUCCACCUUGCUGCAGCCUCAAGCGGUCCUACCAGCCCAGCAAGCUGCAGCGCUUCAGCUACAACAGAUGGGUCUUUGGCGUCAGCACCAGCAGCACCAGCCCGCAGUCCAGGUAUUUGCACCCGUACCCGCACUCUCCGCUACGACCUUGCUGCCCAAUGUGAAUCGCACCAAUGAAAGCCAAAGUGGCGCUCUGGCUCAAGCGAACGCCAAUGCACACCAGAUGCCUACUGGGGCCCCAGCAUUUGACAGUGCUUCGAUCUCAUCAUGGUCUUCGAUGGCUCUAUCUCAGCAUGCUGCUGGCCUACCGGGUUUGAAUGCAGGUAGGCCCGGGACGGCAUCAACUGCUGCAAGUACAAGUGCCACCAUUGUUCAGCAAUCCACAGCUCCUCGAUAUUCUCUUGCAGGCAACUUUGCAUCUGCCUCCAACGAUCAAAUACGAGUCGCCCACGGACAAGCCGUAGCAGCAGAAACAGGGCAAUCACUUCAGAUGCAACCAAACCCAGCGCAGCAAGACAUUCUGAGUAGUGCUACUGCUACAGCCAACACAGGCGGCACCACUCUUCCAAACUUCCUCUCGAACCUUUUUGAACCCACACCUUUCCCACAGCUGCCAAAUUUCCCUCCAACUCAAGGGGACCAAGGGCAGCACCCACAAGGUGAACAGCUACUCUCGGCCGCCAUUCGGCAGCAGCAAGCUAUUGCUGCUAGAGCCCCUCAGCCAUUUUCCUCAAACACCAGCUUUCUAGGACUGAACCAAUCGCUUGCCCCACUGCAAAGAACUCUUUCCCCGAUGCAAAACAUAGACCUCCAGGGGAGCCAACCAGAGGAGGAAAGGAAAGAUCCCGACAGAGCUGCCCCCACUGCCAGCAGAGGAAAGCCUCCAGACGAGAAGACACCCGACAACAUCUAGCUAUGUAGACUACAUGUAGGGAAGAAUAGAAACUUGCACUAAUAGAUACCGGGAGUUGUCUAGCUAGCUCAUUGUCUCCCAUAGUCGAGAGUCAGUCACGAGAGUCGAGC